Molecule: messenger RNA, 1440 nt
Organism: Brassica rapa (field mustard)
Lineage: Eukaryota; Viridiplantae; Streptophyta; Magnoliopsida; Brassicales; Brassicaceae
Source: RefSeq, a predicted model, not a curated record
UAAUCAUAACUACAAUGGUCGAAUCAUGCAAUAAAAAUAAAUAGCGGUGUGUUCUUCUUUUAAUUUGACUCUCUCCUCUCCCUCUCUACUUUCUUUUUUCUUUUUGUAAAAUCAAAAAUCUUUCUUUCUCCUCAUUUGCUUGAAUCGUGUUUAAAACUCCUCAAAACUCUCAAUUUAAAUCAAUCUGUACGACUGACUAGUGGGGAAGAGUGUUACAUCGUCGUCGUUUUGAAUCCCUUUUGAGAUGUUGGGAGCUGGGUUUCAGUUGACUAAGCUGAACGACGUCUCUAAUGGCGGAUCGAUUCACAGUCAAAAAGGGUCUGCGUUGGAAGCAUCGACAACAAGUAAUGUAGAACGGUUUUUGGAGUCGGUCACACCAUCUGUGCCUGCUCACUAUCUCUCCACCUCCAAGACUCCUCCUUACUUUGUUCUUGGAGAUGUGUGGGAAUCGUUUGCUGAGUGGAGUGCUUACGGCACUGGAGUUACUCUCUCUUUGCAUAACAUCAACUACAAGGAUCGUGUCAUACAAUACUACGUUCCUUCUCUCUCCGCCAUCCAAAUCUAUACUGAUCAAGCGAGGGGGGCAGGUGAGGAGAGCGAGAGCGAUUUCAAGGAUUCUAGCAGUGAAGGAAGCAGCAGUGAGUCAGAGAGAGGACUCUCUGGUGGUAUGGACCAGCUCUCGUUAAGAAAGGAGCAUCGUGAAGACUCGUCCAGUGAUGAUGGGGAGCCUUUAAGCUCUCAUGGUCGUUUGGUAUUUGAGUAUCUUGAACGUGAUCUUCCUUACAUCCGUGAACCCUUUGCCGACAAGAUGUCUGAUCUGGCCUCUAGAUUUCCUGAGCUGAAGACGCUGAGAAGCUGUGAUUUAUUACCUUCAAGCUGGUUUUCUGUGGCAUGGUACCCAAUUUACAAAAUACCCACAGGACCCACGGUCAAGGAUCUGGAUGCUUGUUUCUUGACGUAUCAUUCCCUUCACACUCCCUUUCAAGGUGCAGGCAUUACAACACAGUCUAUGUGUGAGGUGCAGCCAAUGGAGAGUGUUGAGAAGACUACCCUGCCUGUGUUUGGCCUUGCUUCAUACAAGUUGAGAGGUUCUGUAUGGACAAGCAUCAAAGGAUCUGGGCACCACCAGCUCGUGAACUCCCUUUUCCAAGCCGCAGACAACUGGCUGAAGUUGCAUCAAGUCAACCAUCCUGAUUUCAUCUUCUUCAGCCGAUGAUGAUAGGAUUAUUAUGACGACAAAAGAUGUAGGAACUCUUUAUAAUUACUGUCCUGAGGAAACUCAUAUAUACAUACAUACAUAUAGGGAACUUGUUCAUGUAUUGGGUUUUGAUCAUUAAACUUUAUUGUGAACCCUGCUCAAAUGGUGAUUGAUGUAUACAGAAAACUAAUUUUCUUUUAUAUGUAAAACAUGUUUUUGCAAUAAAAGCUAAUAGUUAACUA